CGGUGUGUGGCUAUGAAUGAAGGGGAGGGGUUGAUAACGGUCACUGGCUCAAGCCUUUGGUGAAAUUGUGAGCUAUAUCAUUGUUUUAUUGAGGACCUCGGAUUUGUUGAUGAUAAGAUGAAUUGUUUGGACGUAUCAUCUGAACUCAUGCAUGUCCACUACAAUUCUGAUCAUCUGGAUAAAUGUGUUGGAGCAAGCCUCGUAGCCAAAGAUGGCAAAAUAUCAACGCCUUUCGUGGAUGGUGUUGAUAAUGCUGCUGAGAUAUCAUUUUCAUCUUGGAUGAAAUUUGCAAUGCUCUUUGGAUUUUCCACUCUUCAAUAUUCACCAUAUGCAAUGGCUAGUUUACAGUUUGCAAGUGGGUUGCAGUCCAUUCCUUAUAUUGGGGAUUUCAGUGAUGUUACCACAGGUUUUACUUCGGCCUUCUUGCUGAUAUUUUUUUCUGAGCUGGGUGAUAAAACCUUUUUUAUCGCGGCACUCCUUGCAGCCCGGAAUUCUGCUGCUAUUGUUUUUGUUGGAACAUUUGGUGCUCUAGCAGCUAUGACUAUCAUAUCUGUCUUUCUUGGCCGCAUCUUCCAUUACAUUGAUGGUAUCCUUCCAUUCAGAUUGGGUGAGACAGAGUUGCCCAUUGAUGACAUUUUGGCAGUUUGCCUCUUGGUCUAUUUUGGGUUUUCCACUCUGCGCGAGGCCAUUUCAAGUGAUAGCAUGAAAACUAAGGAAGAACAAGAAGAGGCAGAGCUAGCAGUUUCAGAAUUCUCAAGAGACGGUGCUGGUAUUGUGGCAGCUGCAAAUACUGCCUUUGGCACAUUCUUUUUAGUUUUUGUUGCAGAAUGGGGUGAUAAAUCAUUUUUCUCCACAAUAGCACUUGCGGCCGCUUCGUCUCCCCUCGGAGUUGUCUUUGGAGCAUUGGCUGGUCAUGCUGCUGCAACUUUGCUUGCUGUUCUGGGGGGUUCUUUGUUGGUGACUUUUUUAUCCGAGCAGGUUGUCAAGCUGCAAAAGAAGCGCAUGGUUGAAAAACUUUCUCAAGCUAUUGAGGACAACCCCAUGCGAUGAGGGUGCGUGAAGAUCUGCUACCACAACAAGGUCUGUAAUUUGCUUUAGUGAAAGGUCAUGACUAUACAAGAAGACCAAGGAUCUCAAGAUGGACUACUGCCACAAUCGGGACGAAAUCUGAGUACCAGAAAUAUAGGCUUUGUAUCUUCCACAAAAGCUGUGAUAGUGAAUCCUUGAUGAAAGGAUCGGUUGCGUAAGAGUUCGCCAAAAUAUGUACAAUGUAAUGUGCAUGAGAGGGUAAGUGAGAUAUGCUUGAGAGAUAUUGUAAGGCCUUCGAAAGCUAAGUGGGAGGUCUUGGCAUUAUGUGCCUAUUUAAAGGCUUUAUGAGAGCAUCUAAAACUAUGACUGUAGUAAUGCGAUAACUCCAGUGGGAGUAUGGUAUGGUGGGACCAAAGGAAUGCAAUUCAGAUAGACCAAAGGAGGCAUUUUGAUGCUGUGACUCACCUGGGCUUUAACGAGCUUGGCCAGGGUUCAUAGCUAAAACCCUGUAGCCCUGGGCAUUUGGCACAAUUGUGGAGCAUUUACAGGGUCCUCCUAUGAUGAGGUUGGAAUGAUGCCUAGGGUGUUGGCCAAGGGACCCUUGUGUGCGGUUGGCUAGCUUGAGGGGUGCCAAAAUCCUCAUCAUUGCCAUCGCAUGGCAUAUACACUAUAUAGUUGUUCGCGAAGCAGCCCAUUGGGGUAUGCCUACAUGUGCGGAAGUGAUGACCUCCAUGCAUCAUUGCGAUUGUGUGUGAAGGUCUGUGUAACCUAUACUUGUACCUUGG
Messenger RNA from Amborella trichopoda, 1814 nucleotides. Lineage: Eukaryota; Viridiplantae; Streptophyta; Magnoliopsida; Amborellales; Amborellaceae. The record is from RefSeq and is a predicted model, not a curated record.